Molecule: messenger RNA, 3201 nt
Organism: Bolinopsis microptera
Lineage: Eukaryota; Metazoa; Ctenophora; Tentaculata; Lobata; Bolinopsidae
Product: leucine-rich repeat serine/threonine-protein kinase 1-like
Exons: 1
Coding region: 1-2451 (816 amino acids)
Biological process (GO): signal transduction; protein phosphorylation
Cellular component (GO): cytoplasm
Molecular function (GO): protein kinase activity; ATP binding
Source: RefSeq, a predicted model, not a curated record
AUGGGUCGCCGUGCUCUCUGUCACAUUAUCGACACUAUCAGCAUGUUAGUCGAGGAUUGGUAUCCUGGGCUGACUUCUGGUUUUUGUGAAAAUCAAGUGCUACAAAAGAUCCCCUGUUCGGAAUGCCACUCCCACAUUUUCACUUAUGACGAGUGUUUGCAAGUCCUGGCUGAUGGUGACGUUAUCGAGUGUCCCAACCACCCUGACUCCUUGGUUAAGCUAGCUAAUCUGAUCCCAGAUAUCUAUCUGUCAGAUCUUGAGAGGGACUCACUACACAACUACGGGGAAAUCGAGUACAAAGAGACAGCUGAGACCCGGCUUGGUGGGGGAGCUUUUGGAAGUGUGUACCGCGGGAUGUUGAGAGGACAGCCUGUAGCCGUUAAGACCUUCAACAGCUUCCCCAUGAAACCAGAAGCUCCAUACCUGGAACUGCGUCGUGAGGUUAACAUCCUCAAGAAAAUGGACAAUGUUUGCAUUGUCAAGAUGCUUGCUGUGAGUCUGAGACCUACGCAGUGCCUUGUCAUUGAAUUCGCUCCCUGUCAUGAUCUGGAACAUCAACUGAGCAGCCAAAACUCCCUUCCAAGACUCUUCCUGUACAAGGCAGUUCACCAAACAGCAUGCGCUCUAGCCUACCUUCACAAGCACACCGUAAUUUACAGAGACAUCAAACCUGCCAACAUCUUGGUAUUCUCCAUGGAAGUGGGCGUCACCCCCAACGUUAAGUUAUCCGACUAUGGGAUAGCAGGAACGGUAGGCAGUGGUGGAGUGAAGGGGUUUCACGGUACCCCCGGAUUCCAAGCUCCGGAGAUGCUUGUCUAUCAUGGACUGGAGGAGUACACUGAGGCUGUAGAUGUUUACUCUUUUGCUUUUCUACUUUACGAGGGGAUUUGUCGGAAGAAGGCAUAUACUGGUAUGCACAGGUUUGAUAUCAAUAAGAGUGUCGUUGCUAAUAUCAGACCUGCGGGCUAUAAGUCUAUCAGAAUGACAAGGUUUGGAAUGCGAAACUUGAAGAAAUUGAUGGAAGAAUGUUGGGCUCAAGAUCCUCUGAAGCGCCCUAAGAUGAAAGAUGUCGGCAAAAUGCUGAGUCACAUUGGCUACCAAAUGUUCUUGGGUCACACGAUGCCACCGAAUGCCAUCAGUGCACGAGCCACGUGCACUGUUUACAGUCAGCUUACACAAACGAUAUGGGUAGGAUCUUCUGAAGAUAAAACAUGCAAAAUCAUGCUGAUGAAAGGGAGCACCCUGGAUGUAGCGAUGCUUCAUGAUGGAGAUCUGGAACUAGGAUGCACUCUCAUAAGAGACAUAGUGGAGUAUAGAGAUAAAAUCGUAGUGUUAGCUACCUCCAAACAUUCCACAAAACUCUUCCGAUUCUGUAACGAAGAAGAGCCUGAGUUAGAAAGCAUGUCCGAGUGUCUGAGUUUUGGGAGCGGCCACCAGCACGUUCAGAACUGUCUCGCUUCCACCGACGACUUCAUAUUUGUAGGACACUGUCAUGGGUUUGUAACACGGACUAUACUGUACGAGCUCCAGGAGGUCGACAAACAGUUCAAGCUCCCCACCAAUGAUGAAGUUGUUAAGAUCCUAGAAAAUAGAUCUCGGAAUUUAGGCUGUACGGAGAGUACUGAGCAGAACGCGACUGGUAUUAAGCGGCUAAUGAAUAUGUCCAAAGUCGACGAGUUAGCUGUAGUUGAACUUAUCAUCAUGACAAGAUUUGAGCUUUUUGUAGUCUCCUCUGAUUUCAAAUCGAUAAAGCGUUACACAUUCACACAAGGUUUAGAUGAGGACGUCUGUGCUGUGAUCUCUAGAGACAAAGUUUUUUCUACCACGGUAAAUUCAACCUAUAUCCAGAUGUUUAACCUCAAGAAAGAGAGAGCAUCUAAGUUCGGGAUAGAUUUGAGAAGCGAUCAGAUCCAGCUGUCUGUAGACUGUAGGGACAUAAAAUGCACAUGUCUGGCUGCUACCAAGGAGGUACUCUGGGUCGGCACCAACCACGGAGCAGUCUUACUUUUCUCCACCAGGAAGAAACACAGUUUCCUUACUUACAUCCGACCGUGUGUUCGUGAAAUUCAGACUAUUUUACCGUAUAUGCCUAAAGACAAUCUCUUAGGAGAGGCAGUCUCGACUAUAGAAACUGAGCUGACCCGGAAAAGUUGCCCCGAACCGGCCAGGAGCUCGGAACCCCGGCAACUGAUCCACUCCAUGUCAUUCAACAGUCCAGUCCGGCAUAUCGACAACAGACACGACCUGUACAACUCCAACUACCAAGCAGGGGUAUUUGUGUGCGUGUGUGGGAUGGGCAGGUUCUCUGAAGCUUCUCACUUCCUCUCAGAUACGCCCCUUACUGAACAGGGCGACUAUCCUGAUGGAAUGUUCGCGGUGGUUCUGGAGGAACCCCCUGUUGAACACAUUAUGUCUUGUAAUCGGAUUUAUCAAGCCGGUGGAUUGUUGUAGUAUUAGUAUCUACAUUUUGGUGAUGUAGGUCGAGGUUGUUUUUGAUAAAAGUAGUAUAGUGCUCAUUUCAUUCAAAUGAUCGUCAAAUGUUCAAUUUUGAUGUUAAACAAUGUUGCUUGCGAUUGACCUCUACAUUUUGAACAAUAAAACUGUAAUGAACACUGUUUAGCUGUUAACAGAUUGAUAUAAAUUCCGUCGAUAAUAUUUCUUUUAUAACUAAAUAUUUUAAACUGUUAACUUUUUCCUGGUUUGAUUUUACAUUUUUGAAGAUGAUAAUAAUAUAGUUCUCUUAGCCUUAACAGAAAAAAUCACGUCAUUAAUACCCACAAAUCACAAUGCUGUCAUUCUCAUUAACAAUCUAAUAACACUCACGCAAACAUUGACUCUAAGUUAACGUGUGGUUGUAUUAUUCACGGAUUCGUUAAUAUAUACAACCUUUAAUACUAAUAGUUACAUAAAUACUAUUAUUUUUUGGUGUAAUUUCAAUACGAAUUCUCAUUUAUAUGUAAAAUAGUUCUUAGUCUUAGUGUGUUGAUAUGUACUUAAAAUAUUGAUUUUGACUAAACGGAUUUCAAUUUUUAAAUCGAAUGUGAUUGAUUUUGAUUGUUGAUGGAUAUAAGUUAACCGUUAACUCGGCUGCCAAUGCCAAUAAAUGUAUAUCAACGGAUGUUAUUAUUUUUGAAUAUUGACUCAUUUUUAUCGCUUGUGUAUGCUUGUUAAUGCUAUGUAGUCUUUUAUAAAGAAACCGAA